Messenger RNA from Pocillopora verrucosa, 3108 nucleotides. RefSeq lists its product as uncharacterized. The record is from RefSeq and is a predicted model, not a curated record. NCBI's taxonomy places the organism in Eukaryota, Metazoa, Cnidaria, Anthozoa, Scleractinia, Pocilloporidae. Gene Ontology annotation, molecular function: zinc ion binding.
UCAAUUCCUGCUACACAUUGUUUCUGAGAAAUGUCACAACAGAAUGCGCUUCUGUGUGUGUUUUCUAUCGUUUUAAGCCUUUGCUUUGUUGGGAAUGCUAGUAUUGUGUAAUUACCGGCGCUAAACCUCGGCUUUUACCAUUUACACCCGUUUUUGUCGAAAUUUCCAUGGCUGAAUUGAGGGGACUGAGUUGCUCUGUGUGUUACAACGACUUCAAGUCAGAUGAAGUGCAGUUCGUUCCCAGAAAUCUAAUCUGCGGACACACAUACUGUACAGGAUGUUUGAACAAGUUAGCUUUUCAAGCCCGAAAUCCUGGUACAAUCUGUUGUCCAACAUGUAAAAUCGAGACCACUUUGUUUCCAAGGACUUUUGAGUCUGUGAGAAAUCUACCUAAAAACUUUGGAGUGCUUGAGAUUCUUGAAGGGAAAGAAGAAGCUCAAACUGAUGGAAUAUCAAAGGAGAAGGAGAAUAAUAAAUAUCUCUGUCCAGAACACGACGAAGCUCUGAAGGUUUACUGUCAUACUGAUAAUUGUCUUAUCUGCAUUUACUGCCAGGUGUAUGGCAAGCACAUGGGACACAAAUGUGAACUUGCCACCAGCAUUGCUACAACAACUCGUGAAGAGCUUCGCAGCUUGUCCAAGAAAUUGGGUGAUCAUUAUGACACAGUGAAGAAAGCUAGAAGAAACGUGAUUGAUACAAGGGAGUCCAUACUGAACACUCAACAGUAUUUGCGAGACAGGAUUAUGAAACAUAUGGGAGUGCUGCGAGCUUGCAUGAGUCGACGGGAAACUGUGCUGAAGUGUGACGUUGAUGACAGGACAAAACAGAAGAUCAAACCUUUGGAUGAACAAGAAAGCAUGAUGACUGAAAUUGUGAAUAAGUGUGAAACAGCAUAUUCUCUGAUCCAGAAAUGUCAGAAUAAUGACAGUGCUUUAGUGGAUGAGAAGCGCCGUAUCUAUGGACUUGUUGAUGAAGUUUGUGAUCUGAUGGAAAAGGUUGUUUUGGAGCCCAAGGAAACAAGCAAUCUAACUUAUUACUUUGAGUAUGAUAUCACUUGCAUUCUGGAGACACAGAUUGGGGAAAUCAGAGUCCUAAAGCCAGGCCAGAAAGAGGAGCCUCUGGCUGGGCUGAACAAACAUGAACUGUCAGGGAAAAAAGAAAUGUAUGAUGCUGAGACACAGACAGAAGAUCUUCAGGAAAAUGGUGAAAACCCCCUGUUUCAAAGCCUAUUGCAAGGAUUGGAGGAAAUUGUUCACACACGUUUGACGCAACCAAGAUGGGAUGAAAGUCCAGCUCCUGGGUUACCUGUGUUCGAACCUGAAAGUCCUGACCACAGUAGCUCAGAGUCAGGUCUAAAUGAGUUGGGUGGGACCUCAGACCAUUCAGAUGCAGAGGAAAUAGAGAGUGAUACUGAGCUUGAGGGAGCAGUGGGUGGGGAGACUUUGCCUAGCAGCCACAGUGAAGAAUUGAGAGAUUCAAGAAAUUCGGAAGAGAACCAAACAAGUUUGCUUGAUGAAUUACAGGAUGAAAUUGAUAGACUUCGACUUCUCAGUCCCAAUGGUGAUGUAGUUUCCCUGAGAAAUGGAGGUACUGGAGUAAAUACUGAUACAACAAAUUCAGAAGGUGUUGAUACUAAUAACAGGAGACAAUCAACUUCAAGUGAUGAAUGGAGUUUAACGCCCCCAGCAAAUCAGGGGGGACCUCUCAGCUUAGACAGCACCUUACUUCUCCCUGGGCAAAGACUGAUGUCCACCGAUGGGUUUAGAAGUCUGGACAGUCAGCAGUGUGUUACUAGGGACAGAACUCAUUGUUUUGCUGCCGACUGUCAGAACCCUACAGCACGUGCAUCAAAAAGGUGCCUACACUGUCGGCAUUUUUACUGUGUAACUUGUGCAUCCUUGUCACUCAUGUGCCCAGAGAGUCCAAGUGGACAUCGAUUUGUGUCAAGCAUGCUUACAACCAGGGGUAGAGAACAACCAAGGACUAGUAGCAGGGUAAGGAAAAGGAAGCCAAAGAAAGAGGAAGGGCCCCCCUGGGAAUGCAAGCAGUGUACCAUGAUAAACGGACCACAAGUGCUGGUAUGCCUGGGGUGUGACACCUUGCGAGAGGUAGAUGCUCAAGAAGGGCGCAAUGUGUGUCCCAUGUGUACCUUGGUUAAUGAGCCUGGUAAGACAAAGUGUGAACUGUGUGACACAGAGCUGGUCAGUCAAGCACAAGCUGACGAGGCAGACACUGAGGAGUCCUAACUAAAUGCAUGUCACUUCCACUCUUGAAGUGAUUUGCUCUUAGGAAGUAAAUCAUAGUAUUCUACAUAGGAAAAAUAAGUGGUCUCAGCCAGUAUCUAAGCUACUACACGCCAACCCCUCCCCUAACACAAUAUUAACCCUAACUUGUAAUCAGUGGACUGUUGUUGGGUUAGGGGAGGGGGAGGUAGGUUAGUUGCUCAGAUACCAACAUUGAUCCAAAUAAUUAUCACAAAGUGGUGAUUUUUUAAGGGAUAAUCUUGGGAUUUAUUUUGCUCAGAUACUGCAUGAAGCAAGAUCGUAACUGGACAAACAAUUUGCCGUAUGUCUCAAGAAACACAAACAUGUUCUGUUGUUCCUCUAACACUCAUUUUGACUGCCAAAGUUUUUUUUUGUUAAAAGUGUGUUAUAUUUUUAUACCCCUUGGAAACAUUUGAAGUCAUCUCUACUUUCUUUGAGCAAUGUAAACACGUGAAGCAAGACAAGAUUGCCAAUGUUCAAAUGUGUCUUAAAUUUUUUUCCUAUUUCAUUCAGUGUAUUUCAAUGGUAGAGCUCAUUUGGAGUAAAUCCUUUGUAAAACUCUGCUGCAUAAGGUGCAGUGUGGUUUGACUAAUGUGUUACCUGGUGGAAUAAUUUCUUGUCAAAAAUAUGGACAAAAAUGUUUAUAGUAGUCUUCAAGAAGGUGUAGACAGAAUACACAAACUAAUCUACUUGUGUAGUUAAAGUGAUAAAAUUUUUGGCCCUAAAAGGUAGAUUUUUCUUUGUAAUCAGUAAUAACAUCAGGAAAAUUUGUGUGGAGUUCUCUGUAAAUAAAUUUCAGUGUAACAAUAUAGUCUGUUGGAGAACAAUGUACAAUAAAGGAAAA